Molecule: messenger RNA, 615 nt
Organism: Helianthus annuus (common sunflower)
Lineage: Eukaryota; Viridiplantae; Streptophyta; Magnoliopsida; Asterales; Asteraceae
Exons: 1
Coding region: 1-615 (204 amino acids)
Source: RefSeq, a predicted model, not a curated record
AUGGAGGUCAAAGAGGAUUCGUGGGGGUGGCUUGGGGAUAAAGACGGAAAGUUCUUGGCGGCUUUGGUUAGAAAGCUUUUGAUCAAGGAAAGAGCGGAGUGUCCGCUUCAGCCGCUCGAAUGGUGUAAAUGGCUUCCGGCGAAGGUAAACAUCUUCGUUUGGAGAACUGGUAUGUAUAAAAUUCCGACGAGGAAGGCGUUAGCUAAAAGAAACAUUCAAAUUCCCGAAUUGAGUUGCGUUUUCUGUGAGGAAAGUGAUGAAGAUGCUGAUCAUUUGUUCUCGGGGUGUCCGUUAGUUCAGAAAGUAUGGCAGAAUGUUUGUAAAUGGGCUCGGAUUCCGGAACUUUUUGCUUUUGAGGUCAAGGAUGUUUUGGAACACUAUAAAUUCUGUGAGUCAAGAAAAGAUGCUAGAGAAGUGGUCAAAGGGUUGUUUAUGUUGGGAUGCUGGUGUGUAUGGAAAUCCCGAAACUCGGUUGUGUUCUCGAAGGGCACCGGUAGAAGCGAAGACAUCAUGGGAGACAUCAAGUCGUUAGGAUUCCUAUGGCUGGAUAACAGGUCUAAAUAUAGGGGUUUAGAUUGGGUUGAAUGGUGUAAAUAUCCUAUGUAUAUGUUGUAA